UUGGCGCCCCCUUUUUCUGUCUCGCUCUUAACUCGUUUUUCCCCCUUUUCUAGCGGGAUAAAAAGAACUCGUCGACCAGUGCACGCUGCUGUCGUUGCACAAAGAUACCUAAAACAGAAGAUAAAAAGCAAACUAGAUUUCUAAGAAUUUCUCAAAAUCCGAUUCGCCAUGUCAGUGCGUAGGCGCACCUUGCUCAAGGUCAUCGUUCUCGGCGACAGUGGGGUUGGCAAGACGUCGUUGAUGAAUCAAUAUGUGCAUAAGAGGUUCAGUCAGCAGUAUAAAGCCACAAUUGGUGCAGAUUUUGUCACGAAAGAACUCCAAAUCGAUGACAGGCUCGUCACUCUACAAAUAUGGGACACAGCUGGGCAAGAACGGUUUCAAAGUCUUGGAGUUGCAUUUUAUAGAGGGGCAGAUUGCUGUGUUCUAGUUUAUGAUGUUAACGUGAUGAAAUCUUUUGAUACUCUUGACAACUGGCACGAGGAGUUUCUUAAACAGGCAAACCCACCUGACCCAAGGACGUUUCCAUUUAUAUUGCUUGGAAACAAGAUUGAUGUUGAUGGUGGGAAUAGUCGAGUGGUUUCUGAGAAGAAAGCAAAGGAGUGGUGUGCUUCAAAAGGCAACAUCCCUUACUUCGAGACAUCAGCAAAAGAGGAUUAUAAUGUUGAUGCUGCAUUCUUCUGUAUUGCCAAGACUGCUCUAGCUAGCGAGCGUGAACAGGACAUAUAUUUCCAGGGCAUACCAGAGGCUGUUUCGGAGGCUGAGCCCAGGGGUGGUUGUGCAUGCUGACCUGGUUAUGAUUGCGGCUUCGUUUUUUUGUGGUCCUUUUGAUUCAUACCAUAUUUUUUUUUUUUUUUUUUUUAUUUUAUUUAUAAUUUUGUAUGCACUGUAUUCCUUGGAUUGGUUCACCACGAGUUGUUCUAAGCAUAGAUUAGGAAAUGAAUGCUCCAUUUUGUAGUUAUCAAGUCCUGCUCCUGGGCGUGAAACUGUUAAUCUUAAUUUUUGGGUGUAGCUACUCGUUGUGGCUGUUAUUGAGUGAUGAUGGUUGUGUCAUUUCAUUUCUUCAGCUGCCCAGUUGUUUCACUACGGCAAGCUGGUUCCAUUUUGUUGGACAUAAUUUCAUUGAAUUAGAUUCACAAGAACUACUAAAUGCAAGGAGAUCUUUCGUAUU
This is a messenger RNA of Corylus avellana, 1168 nucleotides long. RefSeq names its product ras-related protein Rab7. Gene Ontology annotation, cellular component: vacuolar membrane. NCBI's taxonomy places the organism in Eukaryota, Viridiplantae, Streptophyta, Magnoliopsida, Fagales, Betulaceae. The record is from RefSeq and is a predicted model, not a curated record. Gene Ontology annotation, molecular function: GTP binding; GTPase activity.